This is a messenger RNA of Amphibalanus amphitrite, 3381 nucleotides long. RefSeq lists its product as uncharacterized. The transcript has 20 exons. Gene Ontology annotation, cellular component: axon; signaling receptor complex. Gene Ontology annotation, molecular function: transmembrane receptor protein tyrosine kinase activity; ATP binding. Gene Ontology annotation, biological process: multicellular organism development; protein phosphorylation; cell surface receptor protein tyrosine kinase signaling pathway. The record is from RefSeq and is a predicted model, not a curated record. The coding region runs from base 1 to 3381 and encodes 1126 amino acids. Lineage: Eukaryota; Metazoa; Arthropoda; Thecostraca; Balanomorpha; Balanidae.
AUGGACUCUCGGAGGUACCGGUUCAACAUCAUUGCCGGGGCUGACUAUGAGAGGGGCGACGCCCGCGCCAUACUGGCCGUGGAGGUCAUCAUUACACGGAGCUCUCUCAACUGUAGCGCGUUGACCGAUCAGGAGCUGUGCUGGGGCCCCUGGGAGUUCCUCUCCGGUCUCCAGUGGUUCGAGGACCCCCUGCAGGGCCCGGCGGCAGGUGACCCGCUCAGGGUCGACUUCAGGUCACCGGCUCACGUGCUCUGUGGCGCCCCCGAGUACCGGUUCACUGCCGAGAGGGCUAAAGACGGUGUUCCGGGCGACUGGACCGCUGCCGUCUCCGAACCCACCUCUGACGGCUCGGCUGUCUCUCUGGCCCACCUGGGCUUACCAAGCCGCCAAGAGCUGAGGCUCACAGUCACCUGCAGUCGAGCCGCCGCCGUCCCUGGACAGGCUCGGAAAGAGGAUGAGGCACCCUUCAGGAAGAAGAUCGAUGCGCAGAAUAAGACCCUUCCAGUGGACGUGCUGGACAGAAAUAAUCACCCGCCUGAAAUGAACCAGAAGGACUCCGUCUUCGAUAUCUACCUGUGCGAAACUCACAACUUGUUCAAGGACGAGCACGUCUCCAACAAGAGGGGCCGCCCACGAAUAUCCAUAGUCGACAUGGACGAACACCACGCCAGUCACUACAAGGUCCACAUCGAGGGCGACACAGCCGGAAUCCUGGCGCUCGACAGUCCCACUCCGGGCAUAUUCGACCUGCCGCCCGGCUCCUAUCCGGAUAUACAGAGGACGGCCUCGAUGCUGUUUGCUAAUCUGAAAUACAGGCGGAACGCCAGUCCAUACAAGGAGUUCGGUCCCGGCUACAACUACUCCGUUCAAGUCGUGUUUGAGGACAAAUUUCUGCACCACUCGUACGGGGACAAAGAGCUGCGUAUGACGGUGAACCUGUUGACCUCCUGCCGACCUCCUCCACCGACCUCACCGCCUCCUGAGGUCGUCACCGUCCCCGCCGGCACCAUCUUCUCCGCCGCCGUCCGCCGCGACUCUGCCCGGUUCGCGCGCGUUUUCCAGCUCCCGCGCGAACUGCUGGCGGGACCACUACAUUUGGCGCCAACACCCGAUCGCACCCAUCGAGCUUUCAAUGUCACAGAAAGGGAGGGAAUUGUGUAUGUCCUGAAGCCAAGUCGGUUACGGGAGUUAGCUGGUGUGGUGAAUCUAACACUCCUCUCACGUGAGGGUGACAAAAGUGACGCGCCCGUGACGGUGAACGUGACGGUCAGUGUGAACGUGACGGCCGUCACGGGAGAGAGUGACGGAGAGGCAGAGUGUGAACAGAAGAAGAACGCCGACCACUGUGCCGUGGAGAGUACCGAGAAGGAGUGUGAGCAGCGCUGCGGAGCCGGAGCACAGGGACGCUGCGCUUGGAGACCGCCGCCCGAGGGAAAGGAGAUGACCAACGAGUAUGGUACGUGCAGUCCCGACUUCGGCACGUGUCCCGACCAGCGCUGCGACGAACUGGAGUCGCUGUGGCCGCAGAUCUGCCCCCAGGAUUGCAUCGCCAGAGAUGACCGUCGGAACGGCAGUCCGCUGCUGACAUACGGCACCCACCGCGGCGUGGCACGUGGCCGCGGCGUGUGCCACUGCGAGCAGUUCACGAGCUGCACGUGCGCCACGGGGGUGCACGUGCCACGUCCGUCCGACAGGAAUAUGACGGAGAGGCAGCGGGCCAGGGCGACGGUGGCCACACCGCGGAGUGAGCUAGCGGCGUCUCCGGAGAAGCGCGUGUGCGGCACGGCCUGUAUCACCGGCUCCUCCCUCGGCGCCGUCCUCCUGCUGGCCAUGAUGCUACUCGUCUGCCUCAUCUACGACUCCAGGUGCGGCCGAUCGAGCAAGCUGCGCAAGGAUCCGUUCGGUGGGGAGGUGAUCUCCCUAUCGCACAUAACGGGAGACAUGGAUUUGGGAGGCCGCCAACAGAUGGCUCUGCCUCCGGACGCACAGUGCGCCAUCUCGGCCCAGCUGCUGGAAACUGUACCGGUGGACGAUAAAUGGGAGUUUCCACGGCGCAGGCUCGUGCUGGGAGAACUCCUCGGAGAGGGCGAGUUCGGGAAGGUGCUCAAAGGACAGGCCAUGGGCAUCGCAGGCGAUUCCGGUUGCCGCCAGGUAGCGGUGAAGAUGCUGAAGCCCUCCAGCACCACUGCCGAGCUGCAGGACCUGCUGUCGGAGUACAAUCUGCUGAAGGAGGUCAACCAUCCUAACGUGAUCCGGCUGCUGGGGGCGUGCACGGGGCCAGGAGGACCCGUCUGCAUCAUCAUGGAGUUUGCAGAGCUCGGCUGUCUGAGGACAUACCUGUGUAACAGCCGUAAGUCUACGCUAGCGUCAGGUGACACAGACAGCGCGUGUGCCAUCACACCCAAAGAACUUAUCAGCUAUGCGUGGCAAAUCUCACGAGGAAUGUCCUACCUGGUGGAAAUGAAGCUGGUUCACCGUGACCUGGCGGCCCGUAAUGUGCUCCUGGCGGAGGGCAAGGUCUGCAAGAUCUCCGACUUUGGUCUCACACGAGACAUCUACGAGGGCAGCCUCUAUCAGAAGACCAGCAAGGGACGCGUUCCGGUAAAGUGGAUGGCCAUCGAGUCUCUGGAGGAUCACGUCUACACCUCAAAGUCGGACGUCUGGAGUUUCGGAGUGCUCCUCUGGGAACUCAUCACACUCGGCUCCAACCCGUACCCGGGUGUAACCCCGGAGCGUCUCUGCCACCUCCUGAAGUCCGGGUACAGGAUGGACCGGCCGGCCAACUGCACCCAGGACAUGUACAGCAUAAUGCGUCAGUGUUGGCAGGAGCAGCCCUCCUCCAGACCCACGUUCUCCGAGCUGAGUCAGUGGUUCGACAGGAUGCUCCAGUCGGGGUCAGAGUAUCUGGACCUUAGCACGCCGCUGGUUCUCAACAGAGAAUACUUUGACCUGCUGAGCGAUGGAGAUGACCUUGACCUGGACCGUCCGAUCGACUACGGUAACCUGCACCUGCUGAGCUCCUCCUACUUGCCGCCGCGCAGCCAACCAGCGGCCGAGCCGGCGCGCAACAACCAAUCACCGCUCCGUACAGCCUCCAACAACCAAUCACCACUGCGCUCCGCCUCCAACAACCAAUCACCGCUGCGCUACGGCGUCGUCGACCAAUCAGCUCGCAAGCCGGAGCGUCUGACGUACUCUUCUCUACUAGCUCACGGCUCAGACACGGAGGAUGGUGGCGCUCGUGAUUUACCACUCAACUACUCCUCCCUUCUGUUGCCGGACUCUGAGCCGGAGGAGGGCGAGGAUUCGGGCAGCGGCUCGGAUAAUCCGCCCCGGGAGACGUGUGAUGAACAGUGCGGGCUCAUGGAGGUAUCCGUGUAG